Hypomesus transpacificus is the source of this 5520-nucleotide messenger RNA. It is a transcript of the gene slc4a4a, whose product is annotated as solute carrier family 4 member 4a. Gene Ontology annotation, molecular function: sodium:bicarbonate symporter activity; solute:inorganic anion antiporter activity; monoatomic anion transmembrane transporter activity. The transcript is spliced from 27 exons. Bases 152 to 3400 code for a protein of 1082 amino acids. Lineage: Eukaryota; Metazoa; Chordata; Actinopteri; Osmeriformes; Osmeridae. Gene Ontology annotation, biological process: monoatomic anion transport; bicarbonate transport; regulation of intracellular pH. Gene Ontology annotation, cellular component: plasma membrane; basolateral plasma membrane. The record is from RefSeq and is a predicted model, not a curated record.
GCAGCUUUCAGUUUAUUGACCAGGUGUACAUGCUGUCGACAGGGUGAGAGACAGUUGCCAAAUAACUCAUUUCAGGAGACGCAUCAACGCGCGCCAGCUGUAACUUCUUGAACUCCGGAUUGUGUGGAUAUCUUAUCAAAGACCGCUUGAGAUGAGUGCCGCCAAGAAGAUGGAGGACGAGGCGGUGUUGGACCGGGGGGCGUCCUUCGUCAAACAUGUCUGCGACGACGAGGAAGUGGAAGGACACCACACCGUGUAUAUUGGUGUACAUGUGCCAAAGAGCUACCGUCGCCGGAGACGCCACCGGCGGAGAGCGACCCACAGGGACAGGAAGGAGAGGUUGACGGAGAACGCCUCUGACAAGUCCGACACGGAAAACAAUGAUGAGGCCAGCAACAACAUCCUCAAACCACUCAUCUCGCCGGCGGCCGAGAGGAUCCGGUUCAUGCUGGGGGAAGAUGACGACGGGCCGGCGUCUCCCCAGCUGUUCACGGAGCUUGACGAGCUGCUGUCUGUGGACGGCCAGGAGAUGGAGUGGAAGGAAACUGCCAGGUGGAUCAAAUUUGAAGAGAAAGUGGAGAAGGGCGGCGAGCGCUGGAGUAAACCGCACGUGGCCACGUUGUCCUUACACAGUUUGUUUGAGCUGAGGACUUGUAUAGAGAAAGGCACCAUAAUGCUGGAUCUAGAAGCUUCCACUCUGCCUCAGGUUGUAGAGAUGAUCACCAACAGUCAGAUUGAGAGCGGGCUGCUGAAUGCAGAACUGAAGGACAAGGUGGUUUACACGUUGCUCCGCAAGCACCGCCACCAGACCAAGAAGUCGAAUCUACGCUCGCUGGCUGACAUCGGAAAGACGGUGUCCAGUGCAAGUAGGCUGUUUUCCAACAUGGAUAAUGGUAGUCCUACGCCCUCCCAUCGGAACAUGAACUCCAGCAGCUUGAAUGACAUCUCUGACAAACCUGAGAAGGAUCAGUUGAGGAACAAGUUCAUGAAGAAGUUGCCCAGAGACGCGGAGGCCUCAAACGUGUUAGUGGGGGAAGUGGACUUCCUGGAUGCCCCGUUUGUGGCGUUUGUGCGUCUGCAGCAGGCUGUGAUGCUGGGCGCCCUGACAGAGGUCCCUGUUCCCACCAGGUUUUUGUUCAUCCUUCUUGGACCCAAAGGGAAAGCAAAGUCAUAUCACGAGAUCGGGAGAGCCAUUGCUACACUCAUGUCAGAUGAGGUCUUCCACGAUAUUGCAUACAAGGCCAAGGACAGACAAGAUCUUCUGGCGGGCAUUGAUGAGUUUCUUGAUGAGGUCAUCGUCCUGCCUCCUGGAGAGUGGGACCCUGCCAUCAGGAUCGAGCCCCCAAAGUCUCUCCCAUCCUCAGAGAAAAGAAAGAACAUGUAUGCUACGGGCGACAAUUCCCAGAUGAACGGAGACACGCCUUACGAUGGAGGUCCUGGAGGGGGAGGAGGACAUGCUGUUGGUGACGAACUGCAAAAGACGGGCAGGUUGUUUGGAGGCCUCAUGCUGGAUAUUAAGAGGAAAGCACCGUUUUUUGCAAGUGAUUUUUACGAUGUUUUUCACAUCCAGGCCCUGUCAGCCAUUUUGUUUAUUUACCUGGGAACUGUGACAAAUGCCAUCACGUUUGGUGGUUUGCUCGGGGAUGCUACAGACAACAUGCAGGGUGUGUUGGAGAGCUUCCUUGGCACUGCUGUCUCCGGUGGUGUCUUCUGCCUGCUGGCUGGCCAGCCACUCACCAUCCUCAGCAGUACUGGGCCUGUACUGGUCUUUGAACGGCUGCUAUUCAAUUUCAGCAGGGAAAAUGAAUUUGACUAUCUGGAGUUCCGCUUGUGGAUUGGCCUGUGGUCAGCCUUCUUCUGUCUGGUCCUGGUGGCGACCGACGCCAGCUACUUAGUGCAGUAUUUCACCCGCUUCACUGAGGAAGGCUUCUCGUGUCUCAUCAGUUUCAUCUUCAUCUAUGAUGCUUUCAAAAAGAUGCUGAAGCUGUGCAAUUACUACCCCAUCAACCCUGACUAUAAGAUCGACUACGUCACCCAAUAUGACUGCCUCUGCAUGGCUCCGACGAUCCUGGAAAACAGCACUGAAGUUCUGGGUGAUCCUCUGGAUGGCACUUCUGUCUGGUACUUUAACAACACAGACCUACCUUUGAAUGCCACGUGGUCAUCGCUGUCCAAGAAAGAGUGUCUGAAGUAUGGAGGGGAACUGGUGGGCCAGGCCUGCGACUUUGUCCCUGACAUCGCCCUCAUGUCCUUCAUCUUGUUCUUUGGUACCUACACAUGCUCCAUGUGUCUCAAAAAGUUCAAGUUCAGCCCAUUUUUCCCAACCACUGUGAGAAAACUCAUCAGUGACUUUGCCAUUAUCUUGGCCAUCUUGAUUUUCUGUGGCGUAGAUGCACUAGUAGGAGUGGACACCCCCAAACUCAUUGUGCCAACUGAAUUCAAGCCGACGAGCUCCAAGAGGGGCUGGUUCGUGCCUCCCUUUGGAGGUAACCCCUGGUGGGUGUACCUCGCGUCUGCACUACCUGCCUUGCUGGUCACCAUCCUGCUGUUUAUGGAUCAGCAGAUCACCGCCGUCAUCGUCAACAGGAAGGAGCACAAGCUGAAGAAAGGUGCGGGUUAUCACCUGGACCUCUUCUGGGUGGCGGUCCUCAUGGUGGUCUGCUCCUUCAUGGGCUUGCCAUGGUACGUGGCUGCUACCGUAAUUUCCAUCGCACACAUCGACAGCUUGAAGAUGGAGACGGAGACUUCUGCCCCGGGAGAGCAGCCCAAGUUUCUGGGCGUGAGAGAGCAACGAGUAACUGGUGUGUGCGUUUUCAUUCUGACUGGACUGUCUGUCCUCAUGUCUCCUAUACUCAAGUUCAUUCCCAUGCCUGUGUUGUAUGGAGUCUUCCUCUACAUGGGAGUGGCUUCCCUCAACGGUGUGCAGUUCAUGGAUCGUCUUCAGCUGCUCCUCAUGCCAGCGAAGCACCAGCCUGACCUGGUGUACCUGCGCCACGUGCCCCUGAGGAAGGUCCACCUCUUCACCUUCAUCCAGGUGCUCUGUCUGGCUCUGCUCUGGAUCCUCAAGUCCACAGUGGCUGCCAUCAUCUUCCCAGUCAUGAUCCUUGCGCUGGUAGCUGUGAGGAAGUUCAUGGACUACAUGUUCUCCCAGCACGAGCUCAGCUUCCUGGAUGACAUCAUCCCAGAGAAGGACAAGAAGAAGAAGGAGGAUGAGAAAAGGAAGAAGAAGAAGAAGAGGGGGAGCAUUGACAGUGACAUUGAUGAUUCUGACUACCCUUACAAUGAGAAUGUACCCAGCAUUAAAAUCCCCAUGGACAUAAUGGAGCAAGAGCCCUUCUUAGGCGAUAAGGCCUCCGACAGAGACAAGUCCCCAUCAUGCCAACACCACUCUUCGUGCUGAGCAGCUUCGCUACUACCAGGACAACUGCUUGUCAAGCCCUGAAAUGAGUCCACUCAAAUCUGUGCCUCAGAUUAGAAUAGACAUCGACCCAGAUGACAACGGCUACUACUGGAAGAGCCACGGGUCAGAGACGUCCCUUUAGACAUCACGCUGCCUCCCACUAGCCUUGCCCGUCCUCACACACACGCUUACAAGACCUAGAAUACUCACACUUAAGUUUUCUUUUCCUCUAAUUACAUAUCUCACUUUUACACAAAACCUAACCAAACUGUCAAGUUAAAGUUCAAGAAAUGGGAUGCAGGCGCAAACGGAAUGAACCCAUCAAAGAGAUCAGAUAACUUAAUUUUCUAUAGACUUUUGUUUUGUCUAUUGGUGGGGUGUGUCUUAUAUACUUGAGCAUUGAUGUGUCUGAGAGGUGAUUUCCUUACUACUGUUCUAUGCAAUGCUUAUUCCAUCUUGAUUGAUAGAUAUGCUGCAGCUUUUUAUGACCACACAGGGAGUCCCUUCCUGAUCUGUUUUGUAUUGCUCUUUGACUUUUUAUAUGUAAAAAGUACAAUGUAAAAGGAACCUGUACUGACUGUAAUCAAUUUCAAAUUGUAGCAGGAGAGAAUAUUUGGAUUUCACUUUUCUUUGUAGCUCUACCUCUUGUUUUAAGUUCAAGGCAUUAUAUAAAACAAAUGCCAUGAGUUGAUUUUGGAUGCAGCAUGACAUUUUAAUGUGUUGAUCUCUCCAUUUUGUUCAUUUAGGGCAAUGGUUCAAGAAAUAUAUAUUACUGUACUUGAUUUAAAAAAUAGAAAAGUAACAAUUUAUUGUAAUUUAAUUCAUGUUUAAACAAUAUUUGGUCUUUGAUUAUUUUAUAUUUUUCAUUGCAGUUAUUGUAACUCAUGGUUAAUGUUCUCAUGUUUGUUUAAAAUGUGUUCAACUAACUUGACACAGUGCAUGUAAUCUGGAAAAAUAAUUCCACGGUUGUAUUUUUCUCCCCUUUCCUUACUUCCUGAUUUUUCUUACUUCCUGCUCGUUGUGUUCAGCUUUGUGUCUUUAAGCAUGUAGAACAUUCCACCAGAUAACUAUUUGUUUUCUUAAGCCAAACUUGGAUCAAACUACGAUACAUAUCAAACAACUGCUUGCACUGCACACAAUCAAUUUACCUAAGUGGCUUAACGGAGAGGGAUCCAAUCAUUGCAAUCAAAUAAUCUCAAAAGGGAACAAAACUAAAUGAAUGUCAACCCUUGAAACCGGAGAGUUGGGCUUCUUCAGCCUACAGAGCAUCUCACAGUUCCCAUUUAACUGGCACUGAGGAGACAGACCACGUGCAGAAUUUGGAACAAAGUACAGCUGUUCUCCUUGGCAUUGAAACUAAUUUCAAUGCAAAGAAGUGAAGAAGUGCAGGUACCUGUGUUUCAGCCCUUUCAUUCCAUGGUGCGUGCCGAUUCGGCCACUUCUGGACCCCCAGAUAUAGUCUGCACGUACACUUUGGCCAGCCACCGAGUUAAGCCAUGCAUGUCCCUGUUAUGGGAUACAAAAAAACAAAAAGAUUUUGUUUGCCAUCUGGAAUUUUGGGUUGACUAUUGAUGGUCAGUAUUGCUCAGUGAGUGCCAACAUGACUUCUGUGGCAACAUAUUUAAUAACAUAUGUCAAUCCUGAAGAGCAUAUUAACUCCUUAUGUUUUAUGUCUCUGCGUGACCAUUUAACCUUUUUCUUUCUUUGGAUGUCCUGUAUAUAAAGUAAUAUUGGAACACAAGAUGCAAGAUAUUAUUUCUUAUCACACAGUGUUUUAUCUGUCUCAUAUCAAUAGAUCAGCACAAAAUAAUUUAUACAGUUUGAAAAUCAGUAUUAUAACCAUUGAGUGUGGAUAUAAGUGUAACUUAUGUCUGGGACAUACCUAGUUGAAAUAGACAUUGUAUACAGUAAUAUACAGUAAGCAUGUUGGACUAUUUCUAUAACAUGUAAGUACAUUAAAGUUUAAUUAUGGUGUGUUGAAUACUGAUACAAUUGGAAUUGUGAAAUGAUUUAUUUUAGACUUUCUAUUUUUCAAAUGAAAUGUAUAUUAAAAACGAACUGAAUUAAUCAAAUGUACAUUGUAUCUUGUCCAUCCCUCUUCUGUUUAAACUUGUAGUAGA